CAGCUUUUUACUUAAGCACAUCCCACCGUAACACCCUCAACCUUCAACCAAGCCCUUAGUCAUUUGUAUAUAUCGAUUUACAAUGGCCCACGACUUUGAACCAUUGACUAAUGAUUUGGUCUUGAGAACGGCACGAGGCGAAGAUGUAGAGCGUGCUCCAGUAUGGAUCAUGCGUCAAGCUGGUCGGUAUCUACCGGAAUAUCACGAAGCAAAGGGGAACCGGGACUUUUUUGAGGUCUGCCGCAAUCCCGAGAUUGCCUCUACCUUGACUCUGCAGCCCAUCGAGCGCUUUGCUGGCUUGCUAGAUGCCUCUAUCAUCUUCUCUGAUAUCCUCGUCAUACCCCAAGCUUUGGGCAUGGUCGUCGAGAUGGUAGAGAAGAAGGGUCCGCACUUUCCGGACCCAUUAAAGUCCCCCGACGACGGCCAGUACGCCAAAGUUCUCAACAAAAGUGUAGAUGUUGCGGCCGAACUAGGUUAUGUUUACGAGGCUGUAACGUUGACAAGGAAGAAGCUGAAAGGCCGCGUGCCGUUGAUUGGCUUCUGUGGAGCCCCUUGGACUCUCUUCUGCUACAUGGUUGAGGGCGGCGGGACGAAGCUUUUCAUCGAGAGCAAGAAGUGGAUCUACCGCCAUCCAGAAGAGGCCAAGGCCAUGCUUCAAAAGAUAUCGGAGGUCUGCGUUGAACAUCUAGCGCUACAAGUUCAGGCAGGAGCUCAGAUGAUCCAAGUAUUUGAUUCAUGGGCAGGAGAGUUGUCUCCUUCAACCUUCAAGAAGUUCAGCGAACCCUACCUAGCUUAUAUCUCUAAGCAUCUACCCAAGAGGUUAACAGAGCUGGGGUUGGAGCAAGUGCCUAUGAUCGUCUUCCCUAAAGGAGCCGACUACGCUCUUGAUUCAGUAUGCAAUCUAGGCUACGAUGUCGUGGGAUUAGACUGGCAAAUCGACGCCGCGGAAGCCGUCAAGAUUCGGGGGAAUAGACGCAUCGUACUCCAAGGAAAUGCGGACCCCGGAGUAUUAUACGGCACGCAUGAAUCUAUAACCGAAACGGUAGAGGAGAUGGUCAAAGGCUUUGGAGGCGGCAAAAAGGGUUGGAUCGCCAAUUUAGGCCACGGUAUCACACCAUUCGUGAAGCCUGAUGAUCUAAAAUUUUAUCUUCAAGAAAUCAAGCGAUUAACUAGCAGUUGAUAGAACGUUGCAAAGUUCACUAUAUUUCUAUUGAGACUUACUAACAAGCUAUCUAUUGGUCCGGAAAACUCUUGUCUAGAUCUAUCCUACUCC
Annulohypoxylon maeteangense is the source of this 1273-nucleotide messenger RNA. RefSeq names its product uroporphyrinogen decarboxylase. NCBI's taxonomy places the organism in Eukaryota, Fungi, Ascomycota, Sordariomycetes, Xylariales, Hypoxylaceae. Gene Ontology annotation, cellular component: cytosol. The record is from RefSeq and is a predicted model, not a curated record. Gene Ontology annotation, biological process: heme biosynthetic process. The transcript has 3 exons. Bases 83 to 1180 code for a protein of 365 amino acids. Gene Ontology annotation, molecular function: uroporphyrinogen decarboxylase activity.